AUUCCCAAAUAAAAAGUUAAAAGGAGAUUUGUGAUUUUAGUCAGGAUAUCAAGUAAUAUAAUCAAGAUUAACUUGCUAAUACAUGACACAAUUUGAAUGCUUUUGAAUAAGUUCUGAAGCUCGUUUCACUGAUCUUCUAUAAUGUCACUGAUUACUGUUGUUGUUUAGAAGAGAGGGUUCUGCAUAGGAGUAUAGGACAAACAGAACUUACCCAAAAAGUGACGAACAAACUAGAACUAAAGCAAAAGGUUUCUACUGCAGUACUGCUACUGAAAUCUUUCGACAAUGCCACUAUUUAUAUCUUGCAUUUUAUGGGAUGUAAAAUCUUACUAUCAACAACUCCAAAUCUUACUUUCUGCUUCCUUUUGUUCUCCACCAAACAGAGUUCUAAUUCAACUACGACGAGCAAAUCAUUUUAUACCAUCCUAUGCGACUCUACGCAGCAUAUAAGUUGUAGUCACUGGCAAAUGGCCUUGAACUACCUUAGUGAUGAAAGCUUUCAUAUAGAUUCAUUAUCAUCAUCAUCGGAACCAGACAUUUUGAUCAUCAAAAGCAUUUUAAUCAUGCAUGAUCCUGAUGGACGCGAGCUUGAUUGUGAGAUACUACUUCGAGUGAUUGAAAUCAUCAUGCAUCAAGCUACUGCAUCUGCAUCACAAGUUUUUGUUCAGCAGCAGGAUAUCUUUGAUAUGAGCAGCACAGUAGAAGAAUCACAAGACCUGCUAGAAGACUCAAUAUAUGUGAUAAUAAGCAAGAUACUCUGCAAGUGCUAUGGGGAUGAAAAUUUGCAUGAAAGUACAUUAAGUGUGUUGGGGAUACUUGAGAGUUAUAGAUGGGAUGCUAAACUGCUUCUAGCUCUUUCGGCUUUUGCAACAGUCUUUGGCGAAUUCUGGGUCAUAAUGCAGUCGUGGAGACAGAUUCCUUUAGCUGCGUCAAUUGCAUUACUUAAGCAAUUUCCAAACAGCUUCAACAUAUUGGAGCCUAUCUUUAUAGCACUGACUUCACUAGUCAAAACUAUGGUAAAAAUUAUUAGAAGCAUAUCACAAUUUGAAGAUCUACCAAUAACCCAUGUAGAGCUGCAGGAUGACACUGUCGUGACUACAAAAUCGUUAGUAUAUAUUGCUGCUUAUUGGAUUAUCAGGAGCAUUAUGGUCUGCAUUCCUCUUAUCACAAAUUUAAGAGCCAUCAAAGAUGAGCAAGAACGAUAUUCAGUAACAAGUGCUGUAUGGGAGAUUGCAAGUCUAAAUAUCAAGAUUGGCAGCAUUGGUACUCAGCUCAAAACACAAAUAGAUGUCUGCCAGCAACAGACAGAGCAGAAGAUGCACCUGAAACUCGUUAACUUAUUUCAAGAGCCACAAUUUGACAACCAGGAUGCCCUUAGGACGUUGUUUGGUCUGAGGAAUGACUGGCCACUAAAGCAAUCGAACGAACAACCAAAGGUUGGCAUCGACUCACUGAAGAACAAGAUUGUUAUACUGUUAAUUUCAAAACCAGAAAUCCUGCCCGUAGAUGAAUUGCUUUUACUGGUUCAGCAGACAUAUGAUCAUCUUCUGCACAAUAAGCUGAAUAGAAGCUAUGAUAUCUUAUGGAUCCCCAUCUCAAAUUCCAAGAAUUGGAGUAACAAUGAAGUAACACUAUUCAAUCUUUUCUCAAACUCCUUGCCAUGGUACUCCAUUCGACAACCAUGGUCACUGAGCUCAACAACAAUCAAUUAUGCAAAAAAGGAGUGGAAAUUCAAUGGUAACCCCAUUAUGGUUGUCUUGGACCCUACAGGAACGGUUACUAAUAUAAAUGCUGUUGACAUGGUACGAAUUUGGGGAACUGAAGCUUACCCAUUCUCAGCGUCAAGAGAAGAGGAGCUAUGGAAAAAACAGAGAUGGAAUCUGAGACUCUUACUUGACAGUAUUGACCCCUUGUUAACCAAGUGGGUCGAAGAAGGAAGAACAAUUUGCAUUUAUGGAGGCAACAAAAUUGAGUGUGUAAGAAAGUUCAGCGCAGAAAUUAAGGGCAUCCAAAGCUUAGGUGCACAACUUGAGGUGCUUUAUGUUGGCAAAAAACACCUAAAGGUACCUGCAAGCAACAUAGUUUGUGCUAUAGAGAACGACAAACUAAGCCACUAUAUCUCUUUGACAAAGAUACCUUAUUUUUGGGAGCGUCUCGAAAGUAUCAGAAGAUCAAAACUCAGGCUCAAACAGACCGCUGAAACUGAUCAUAUUCUGAGCAAGGUAAUAACAUUACUAGAUGAUGAUUUAGAUGAAGACUGGAUAAUUGUUGGGAAGGGUUCUUCAACAAAUACUGUAAAGCUUGACGGUGAUGAAUGGGCUAACUUCCUGAGUAAAGAACAGGUAUGGAAAAAGUUUCUGCCAGAAAUUGGGUUAAUAGAUGCUAUCAGACUUUCUCUGGAACCUCCACUAACUGAGCCAUGCUCCCACUCAAGAAUUAGUAGAUACGAGAAAGAGCUAAUGGAAGAAGCCGUAAUUUGUGAAAUGUGUAAGCGUCCUAUGGAGAAAUUUAUCAUCUAUGAUGUGGUGUAGAUUUCCUGGAUACAAAUGACUGACUUUUGAAUUGUUGUGAGAGCAAUCAUAAUUAGAACUUCUGUGAGUAUUAUAAUGACUCCUCUUUUUAAGGAAGAACUGCUGACUUAGAAGUUAUUAGUUAGUUUUCUAAUUCUAAGGUCAGUAAGUUCUUAGUUAAUAAACAUGUGAUUGUUAUGUCAAUUAGUGGAUCUUUUAAGUUGUUAACCUUAUCUUGUUACUGUGACAAUUAGUUAUAGAGAUCAUGGAGAUCAUAAAUGCUCCUAUAAAUAUUCUUACUGUAACUCGUUUAAUGCAGUACAUACAUCCAAUGCAUCAGUUUGUUGUGUUUCUUCUA
This is a messenger RNA of Beta vulgaris subsp. vulgaris (sugar beet), 2868 nucleotides long. Its product is annotated as protein SIEVE ELEMENT OCCLUSION C. The record is from RefSeq and is a predicted model, not a curated record. The transcript has 7 exons. The coding region runs from base 312 to 2531 and encodes 739 amino acids. Gene Ontology annotation, biological process: phloem development. NCBI's taxonomy places the organism in Eukaryota, Viridiplantae, Streptophyta, Magnoliopsida, Caryophyllales, Amaranthaceae.